AGUCCGGUUCCGCUCUCGGUGCUAAUAUGACGCGCCGGUUGCACGGAAGAGGCCGGUUAAGUUGCACAUCAAAUUAGACUGUUGGUUCUGUGUGUUCACAAGAUCUUGGUAUCUGCAUUGACUGUGUACAAAUAUUUUGGACUAAACCCGUGUUCGUCUCUAGAAAUCAACAUUCCUAGAAGUCGGAGUGAGGUGUCCAGUCGCAUGCUACUGCUGGUGCUGGUGGCGGCGGGGUGCGCGCGCGCCGCCGCCGCCGCGGACCUCUGCUCGCUGCACCUCAUCCCUUCCAACACCACCUACAUGCAGUUCACCAAGGAACCGAUCCCGCUCGAGUACGGCUUCCAGGGCCAGUUUAAAAGCAUCCACUGCUGCGUAAAAGGAUACCGGAGCAUCGAAUGGUUCAAAGACGGCAUACCGUACCCAUGGCCGGCAGGGUUGUCCAACCUGAUCCUGUACCCGGAGGCGGGCAACCAGACGCUGUACGUGCGGCGCGCGUCUCGCUCCGACUCCGGCGAGUACGUCUGCCGCGUGUCCAACCAGACCCACACGCAGGACCAUCUCAUCACCCUGCAGAUCUUCAGUAAAGUUACCAAUGCUCCAAGAACAAUGUAUGUGAGCCAAGAUCAGUCGGUUGAAGAGGGCGCACCUCUUCGCCUAUUCUGUGAGGCUCUGAUUGAAAGGACUCAUCUGGCCGAUGCAAUCAGCGAUUUGAAAUGGAAAAGAGUUUGGCCGAAUGGGACCGAAGGGGACUUGCUGCCCACUCAAAAAGAAAUAAACACAUCUCGGGAGGACGUGCCGAACAUCUACGGGUCGUACUUGCUGGUGGACCGCCUGUCGCCGGCCGACUACGGCAAGUUCGUGUGCGUCGUGCACAGCAACAACGUGCCCGUGCGCUCGUUCGUCGUCGUCAGCCCUCCCCUGCCGCCGGAAGAGCCGUGGCACGUAGACUCGGUACCGUGGCGCGCGCUGGCGCUGGGCGGCGGCGCGCUGGCGUGCGUGGCGCUGGCCGCGGCCGUGCUGCACCGCCGCUGCACGCCGCGUAUGCGGCUGCUGGCACGCCGUGCACGCGCUCUGGCCAUCACGCCAGCUCAGAGAGCUCGAGUGCUGGGUAAGGAGUUCGACGUGCUGGUGUGCUGGACGCCCGUGGACGGGGAGCUGGUGCGCGGCGCGCUGCUUCCAACGCUCCAGCACAAGUACAAGUACCGCGUGCACGGCGUGCAAGUGCCCACCGAGCCUGACAAUUGGUACCAUGAGCUGGAGGGCGGAUGCGCGCGCUGCCGAGCGCUGGUCGCCGUGCUGUCGCCCGCGCAGUACUCGCCCGCGCAACUGCUCACGUCGCUGCGGCAGUUGCGUGCGCUGCCCACGCCCCCUGUCGUCGUGCUGCUCCAGGAUCUGCCGGACCUGAAACGCGAAGCCAAAGAUUCCGGAGAAACAUUGGUGAAUAUCUUGCGACGUACGCGGCUGAUCCCCUGGCGCAGCCUGCAGGACCGUGAGUUCUGGACCCAGCUGCGGCUCGCGCUGCCCCUGCCGCCGCCCUCGUCGCCGGCGCCCGCCUCCCCGCAACACACUGGCCAGAAUCUGACCCCGGCUGAAAAUGACGACAAUACGAAUUCACGAUCCGGUAGUCUUACAGCUCUCGUGGUGUAAACAAACUAACGACGAGACACAAACGGAUUCCCAGCAAGAUUCGAGUUGGGAUGGCUCCGACCUUCGAAACUAGCGCUAUAAUUAAAUGACUACAAUUUAGUGACUGUAAGCUUGUUAUUAAUUAGAAAUAAUCAUAUCAAAUCGUCACAAAUGCAUUCAUGAGCAAAAACGGGUAAUUACAGAAUGUCCAAUACGAGCUGACCCAUAUUUAUUGCUCGUGAAUGUGAGUACCUAAGAAUGUAAAAUAAUUUAAAAUUUCAAGCCCUUUAGUCUUACGUAGGUAUAAGAUGAUAAUGAUAACGCAUCUCUGCUUUCUGAAAGCUAUUUUUGUGUUGCGUUUGAGGGAAAUCGUUUAUUAGAAGUAAUGUAUUUAUGUAAUUAAUUUAUUGUUUUAUUGAUCAUACCGUCUUUAUAUUAUAUCCUAAAGUAUAUGUUUGCUGAUAAGCCAUGCGCGGCUAGAGCCUUCUUUCUCAUUGUAGGUCCUUAAGUUGUGGAAUAGGUAUUAAAAUACUUAAUGUCGCGACCUGCGGAAAUAUUGCAUUUAAUCCAGUUUAUCUUUCUGUAGUGUUUCUGAACUCCACUUUAUCGGUCAGAUUAUAAUAAUAGUAUGUAGUUAGACAGUUUUAAAGAUCUCUGAGUAAUCUUAAUGUUAAUUUAACCUUUUCGCCGCCAUUGCUUGAUAUAGGUACUUGUAAAGCAGAGUACCUACAUUUCGUGCCACGACUUGAUACCUAGGUAUUAUCUAGGUAUGUUAUACGGGUGUAGACAACCCGUGCAAUUUUUGACAUGGCGUUGAUGGCACUUUCUUGAGUAGGUAUUUGACGUGGCGGCGAAAAGGUUAAACACUUGUGUAUAUGAUUCGUAAUUCUUUACCGAUACGAUAUAAUAGAAAUGUUAUAAUGUGCCAAAAUAUUUCGAGUUUUUACAUUAUUAAUUACAAUAUCUAUUCGAUUUACAACGAAUAAGUGUGAAAUUUUACGAUGUUUUAAUUAUUUCUAAGAACUGAACUGUGCCACAUGAUUUAGAACUUAAUGAAAGACUGAAUUUGAGCUAUCACAGGGUAAAAUUCAGUGGCCCGUUCACAAUUUACACAAUUGUAAUGCAACGAAACGAUCUUAGGACGUUUGCCUUUAUUUUAUUCAUAGUCGGUAUUAACCCUCGGAUUGGGGCCUGUGAUAAUAAUAAAUUUAAAUUAAUUUACGCUGUAACAAGUAUACGUACGUACAUAGGUAUUGCUCAAAACUAUUCAAUUGUGUUGAAUUCCUUUGCACAAUCAUAUCAUUGAUCUAUUAUAUAUAUAUAUCUCAUGAAAAAAAGACGAGUUCAAGUGUACCUCUUGUAAGACGUUAUUUUUGUUUAUAGUUAUUUAAAUUAGAUAGGUGCGUGGUACGUGUAUGUAACUAUACUAACCGAAGCGAAGUAUUACUUAUUGUUUUUUUUUGUCACAUUUGUUAACAGGUGGCUUAUGUCCCUAUUGGGUCAUAAUGAUUUAUGUUUAUGGCUAAUCAUUAUCCACUUUAUAUAAUAUAAGUAGGUACAUACAUAUAUUUAGGAUUACUAUUUUACCUAUUAAUUGUAAUUUCGGUAAUAGUGAACAUGUAUACUUGGUGUUAGAAGUUUAAGGAUUUUUCAGCUACCUGCUUAGGCUGCUUAGCCUACGAAAGAAGAUUACGAUAAUUCGUAAAUGGUCUUUUUACAAAAUAAUAAUCAAACAACUCCUCAAAGUCAAUCUCUUCUUCUCAUCUUCAGUCAAUAUGAAUUUCAUGUGUAUCGGUGCUUGUCCCCGUCUAACGAGCAAGAGGUGGGUAAAAACGGAAAAAAGAAGUCCCAGGUGUUAGCUUUCUUAAUAAGUUCCAAAGAAACUUCAAUGAAAGAUUAUGACGUUUAAAUAACACUUGCAUAUUUAAAAUCAAAUCAGAUAAUCAAAGGAUAAAUCAAUUGGUUCCCACUGGUACGGGUACGUGGCGGCGAAAUAGCAAUGAACUUACCCGGCGAAAAUGCUUGGGUUUUAUUUUCAAUUUGUUUCCGCCUCAUGCUCUUUAGAACUGAUGAUAGAACUACACCGAUUGUAUUAAAUAUCAGUAUUUCACAAAUAAAGAUGUCGAAAUAUUCAUGAAAA
This is a messenger RNA of Cydia fagiglandana, 3766 nucleotides long. RefSeq lists its product as uncharacterized. Lineage: Eukaryota; Metazoa; Arthropoda; Insecta; Lepidoptera; Tortricidae. The record is from RefSeq and is a predicted model, not a curated record. The coding region runs from base 205 to 1647 and encodes 480 amino acids. The transcript has 11 exons.